GGGUUAAAAUCAGGAUUUGGUCUAGGCCGCAAAGUAUAUGAUUUCCUCCGGCCACUCUAAAUCGGAUACUUCGCAUACCUAUAUGGGGUACAUCGGAUAGUGGUGACGUUGAAUCUGGGCCAUCGUCGAUUGAGCAUACCAUGACACGCAUGUAGGUAACGUAAAUGUUAGAAAUCUUGAUCCUUUACGUCUUUUCGCAGCGUUCUGGUCCUUCCCAGCCACACGCCCCUCGAAUUCAUAUAACAAUCCACUUUACUGUACGCUAAGCUAUAUUAUAAGACUUACUACUGCAGCACUCUUGACUCAAGAUCGGUCUCACAUUCUACCUACAUACCAAUCCAUAAGAGCAUAGAUCAAGAAACAUAAUGUCGUCUUCAAGCGUCGACGAGAAGCAGCCUCAGCGACAGCCGACGGUCGCCCAGGAGUCCGACCAAUCGGACGCCUCCGAGCAGAUGUCCGAAACCUCGCGACCACCUCGCACCCGCCGUCGCAACCGUCGUCGCCCCGGGUCCGUCCAGCCGCUCCAGCCGCAAGAGGACCAGCAGAUGCUUCAGCAGAGGCAGCAGCAACAGAUGAUGCAGCAACAGCAGCAGCAGCAGAUGGUACAGCAGCAGGACCAGGGUGGGGGUAAAUCCGACACGCUCCGACUCCGUCUCGAUCUCAACCUCGAGGUCGAGGUCACGCUGAAAGCACGCAUCCACGGAGACUUGACAUUGGCACUAUUGGACACUUAAGUUGCCGCUCGAAAGUGAAAUGUUACGAAUAUCACGAUUAUUGAACGAGGCGAGGCGAGGCGAGGUUUGUGGCUAUGAAGAAUGGAAUGGAAAAUGAUAGGAUGAGUUUCAAGACAAGUCGCAAUACUGGAAAUACUUGCAUUCUUGUUAGGUCUGCUUUCUUUUUUGGUAGCAUGUUUUUUAAUCGAUCAGUCUUUGGUUUUCAUGCGUUCGACAAAAACAUACCUAGCUAAUUACAUGUUCCCUUAAAUCUACGACUUGUUGCAGAA
Molecule: messenger RNA, 1003 nt
Organism: Annulohypoxylon truncatum
Lineage: Eukaryota; Fungi; Ascomycota; Sordariomycetes; Xylariales; Hypoxylaceae
Exons: 3
Coding region: 366-734 (122 amino acids)
Source: RefSeq, a predicted model, not a curated record